AUGGAGCACAUCGACGGAACCGCUAUCAACCAAGACCUCUCCGCUCGGAUGAGGUAUAUGCAAUCCUUCCUGCAAUGGGCCCCAGAAAACGACGGAAAGCUCAUCGAAGCAUGCAAACCCGUCCUAGCUCCCAUCGUCACCAACGUAGUCGAUGCCGUCUAUGAUCAUCUGCUAAAGUACGACAUCACCGCCGCAUCGUUCGCACCGAAACAUUCGCAGGAAGGAGAGACGCAGGAGGCGAACGUACGAGAACUUCACCGGGAUCAUGAAAACAUCAAGUUCCGCAAGGACUUUCUCAAGGGUUACCUUGUCAGGCUGGUCUCGAACCACGACUGGACACCAGAGAGCAAAUUCUGGGAAUAUAUCGACAUGGUUGGCAAAGUCCACACAGGCGUCACCGACUCUGGCCUGAAGCACAGGAAGAACCGGCCAGCACUGUUCGUCGAAUACCGUGAAGUCAAUCUAUUACUGGGCUGGGUCGAGAAUGCUGUAACGGAUAUCGUCAUGGGCGUUGAAGGGCUCGAAGUCCAGACAAAGGUCGACAUCCUGAAGGCUCUGAACAAAUUUUGGUGGAUACAGAACGAUUUGUUUGCGAGGCAUUACCUGCCAGCUCAAGUCUGA
This is a messenger RNA of Cladophialophora carrionii CBS 160.54, 621 nucleotides long. RefSeq lists its product as uncharacterized. The transcript has 2 exons. The coding region runs from base 1 to 621 and encodes 206 amino acids. The record is from RefSeq and is a predicted model, not a curated record. Gene Ontology annotation, molecular function: oxygen binding; heme binding. Lineage: Eukaryota; Fungi; Ascomycota; Eurotiomycetes; Chaetothyriales; Herpotrichiellaceae.